Messenger RNA from Thamnophis elegans (Western terrestrial garter snake), 958 nucleotides. It is a transcript of the gene HOXC8, whose product is annotated as homeobox C8. Gene Ontology annotation, molecular function: RNA polymerase II transcription regulatory region sequence-specific DNA binding; DNA-binding transcription factor activity, RNA polymerase II-specific. The record is from RefSeq and is a predicted model, not a curated record. Gene Ontology annotation, cellular component: nucleus. Gene Ontology annotation, biological process: regulation of transcription by RNA polymerase II. Bases 73 to 801 code for a protein of 242 amino acids. Lineage: Eukaryota; Metazoa; Chordata; Lepidosauria; Squamata; Natricidae. The transcript is spliced from 2 exons.
CUUAUCUCAUAGAAUUAAAGACUUUUUUUUUAAAGGUUGACUUUCCUUCUUCCCUUUCAUGCGAGAGCUACCAUGAGCUCCUACUUUGUAAAUCCUCUUUUCUCCAAGUACAAAGGCGGCGAGUCCCUGGAACCAACUUACUACGACUGCAGAUUUCCACAAAGUGUGAGCAGAAGCCAUGCCCUCGUGUACGGUCCGGGCACCACGGCUCCCAGCUUUCAACACCCGUCACAUCACGUCCAGGAGUUCUUCCACCACGGAACCUCCAGUAUCUCUAACUCUGGAUACCAGCAAAACCCCUGCGCCCUGGCGUGCCACGGAGAGGCGUCUAAAUUCUAUGGAUACGAAGCACUACCAAGACAGUCGCUUUAUGGUGCCCAGCAAGAGACGGCCGUGGUUCAAUAUCCUGACUGUAAAUCCUCCUCCAACAGUAACUCUAGCGAGGGACAAGGGCAUUUAAAUCAAAAUUCUUCUCCCAGUCUCAUGUUCCCAUGGAUGAGACCGCACGCUCCCGGGAGGCGCAGUGGCAGGCAGACUUACAGCCGAUAUCAAACCUUGGAGCUAGAGAAGGAAUUCCUCUUCAACCCCUAUUUGACACGAAAGCGGCGCAUUGAGGUCUCUCACGCCCUCGGACUGACAGAGAGGCAGGUCAAGAUCUGGUUCCAGAACCGGAGGAUGAAAUGGAAGAAAGAAAACAACAAGGAUAAGCUACCGGGAGCCAGGGAUGAGGAGAAGACAGAGGAGGAAACCAACGAGGAAGAGGAAAAAGAAGAGGAGGAAAAAGAAGAAAGCAAGGACUGACGUCUCCUUGAAGUCCUCAUUUUAUGGCGGAUGAUAAAUCCGAGAUGUUUACGACGGUCAUUCGCUUUUAUAGAGUAUAGAACGGAGAGACUCACACACAACAGUAACUACCUGUCAAACAGUUGCAGCCCCCUUUUUUAUUGUCACAGUACUUCCC